AUUUCAUACGUAAUACGAUAACCUAAUAAAAGAGAUUUCUUUCCUCGUUCGCCGGUAUCGGUAGAAACAUCCACUCUGUGAAGUCGUCGGAGCUAAUUUCAUCAUCACCCUCACCCUUCAUCCAAUCAUUCUUCUUCUUACUUGUACGAAUUUCGUUGAUCUUCAAUAAUUUCUUCUCAGAUUCUCAUGGCCACCUCUCAACAGCCACCAGCUUUGCAGAUUUUGGUUCGAGGAUCAGAAGGUUUUUCAAUCUGGAAUGGCCCCCCAUUCAUCGACAAUCAGCCUACUCCCAACAAACUCGAAAAGGUUGCUUGCACCAGUACAAAAUUUAGUGAUGAUGGAUCCAAAUUGUUGGUUACGAAGUCUGAAACUCUGAGCAUUUACGAAUGCCGUGAUUUCAGAGAGAUUAAGUCUUUUGAAGUACCCAAUUUGCUUGCGGCUGCCUUGUCGCCAUGUGGUACUUAUCUACAGACCUUUCAAAAAUCUUCAACGCCUCAGGAAAAGAAUGUUGUUCUCCGGAAGACUGCCACUGGUGAUAUUGUAUACUCUCAAUUUCAGAAGAAUAUGACCAAAUUGACAUGGCCUGCAAUUCGAUUCAGCUCUGAUGAAACUGUUGCCUGUCGGAUGGCUACUAAUGAGAUACAGUUUUUUGAUGCUAAAGAUUUCUCCAAAGGAGUUAUUCAUCGGCUAAGAGUUCCGGGAGUCACUGCAAUUGAACUCUCAAGGACACCUGGAACCCACAUUGCAGCCUUUGUUCCUGAGUCCAAGGGGGUUCCUGCCAGUGUCCAAAUCUUUGGUUGUGGAGAUUCACAAACCCAACUGAUUGCUCGGCGAAGUUUCUUCCGUUGUUCAACGGUUCAGCUACACUGGAACAAUGGUUCUACUGGGGUUCUAAUUGUUGUGCAAGCAGAUGUAGAUAAAACCAACCAGAGUUAUUAUGGUGAAUCAAAGUUAAACUACUUGACGACCGAUGGGGCUCACGAAGGACUUGUACCACUUCGUAAAGACGGGCCAGUUCAUGAUGUGCAGUGGACACAGAGUGGUUCAGAGUUUGCAGUAGUGUAUGGAUUUAUGCCUGCAAGAGCAACGGUGUUUGACAAGAAGUGCAAGCCUCUUCUUGAGCUCGGAGAAGGUCCCUACAAUACUGUUCGAUGGAAUCCGAAGGGGAGACUUCUAUGUAUAGCAGGAUUCGGUAAUCUGCCAGGUGACAUGGCAUUUUGGGACGUCAAGGAGAAAAAACAGCUUGGAACAACAAAAGCUGAAUGCUCUGUUACCAGCGAAUGGUCUCCUGAUGGACGCUAUUUCAUGACUGCCACAACUGCUCCAAGACUUCAAGUUGACAACGGGAUAAAGAUUUUCCACUGCAAUGGAACUUUAUACUUCAAGAAAAUGUUUGAUAAGUUAUUCCAGGCCGACUGGAAGCCAGAGUCGCCAGAUAAGUUCGGUGAAAUUGAUGAACUAGUCAAGUCAGUAGAAUCACUAAAUAUAGAUCAAAAGAAAACACAAGGGCAAGGGUCAAAACUCUCACAAGCAUCGCAAAAAACCGCCCCUUCGAACCCUCCUGUUCAGAAGCCUGCUGCAUAUAGGCCUCCACAUGCGAAAAAUGCUGCUGCUAUUCAGGCAGAGUUGCUUGGAGAAGGCCCUAAAGAAUUGAGCAAGAACGCACUGCGGAAUAAGAAGAAAAGGGAGAAACAAAAGGAGAAGAAGGCGGGUGAAGGUGCCUCAACAGCCAAUGAUGUGUGAAAAAAUGCAGGAUACAACGAAGAAUUCAUUUGCUGUAUGCUUCUUCUAGCAUUUGCUCCUGGAGAAUUUGAGUUGAGGUUUAGCUUUCUCAGAAAUGCCAUUCAACAUCUGAUUCAAAUGAAAUAUUAACUGCCAAGGGAGACAUUUGGUACGUUCAAUCCUUCAAAAAUUUUGAGAAAAAAAAUUUAAAUGUUAUACAAGUCUUAGAGUCUGUUGAGUACUUAGCUUUCUUCAUGCCUGUAUGGCUUUAACCGUCCUGAGCUGCAGUUAUCCGGUUGGAAUAUACUAUCUAAUGAGUUGAAUGAAGGAAUAAGCCGUUUGGAUU
Messenger RNA from Cucurbita moschata (crookneck pumpkin), 2068 nucleotides. Its product is annotated as eukaryotic translation initiation factor 2A. The record is from RefSeq and is a predicted model, not a curated record. Bases 187 to 1743 code for a protein of 518 amino acids. The transcript is spliced from 13 exons. Gene Ontology annotation, cellular component: cytosolic small ribosomal subunit. Gene Ontology annotation, molecular function: translation initiation factor activity; ribosome binding; mRNA binding. Gene Ontology annotation, biological process: translational initiation. NCBI's taxonomy places the organism in Eukaryota, Viridiplantae, Streptophyta, Magnoliopsida, Cucurbitales, Cucurbitaceae.